AUGUUCCCAUUUCUAAUUGCCAUGUCACCCAGAAAAGGUAUCAUAUUCUCCACUUUAAAUCUUUAAAUUUAUACUAAAAUCUCUUCUCUAAAAUCAACAAUCAAGUAACUUGCAGACCCGGAGCAACGCGCCGGCUCGAACGAGGAGGAGAACUACCAGAAAAGAGUCACUUCUUCCGACGGUUUCGCGUCGAGUUCGCACACGGACGGUAUCAAAAUGGCCGACGACGAAGAGGAGGUCUUCCAAAAAGUGGAGGUGAAGCCCGACGAGUUCAACGGACUCAUCGGCUCGAUCGCCGGAAAUCUCAUCAGGGAAAAGGUUGGUUUUUUUUCGCAAAUUUUAACCAGAAAUUGAACGUUUUCAUCAACUUUUUGCAGGUCGGUGGUCCGGGCGGUGACAUCCUGGCCGGUCUGGCCGGAAACUUCCUCGGCGGAGGUGGUGGCGGCGGCGGCGGUGGAGGUGGCGGCUUCGGAGGAUUCGGCGGAGGAGGUGCGUCCGCUCUUUCCCCCCUAAUUUCUCGAUUUCCCUCACCGUGUGGCUCCUUGUGUCAAUUCAUUCGUUGUCCACGUCUCUUUCUCUAGAAGCUCUAGGCUUUUACCAUAACCCCGCCGGCCAACAGUAAUCCCCUCCCACAGGCGGUUCGAACAACGACUACUCGGGCGGCGGUGCUUCGGAUCAACCGAAACGAAAGCGUGACGUGGCACGUGACAUCGUCGGCGGAAUCUUCGAUAAUAUCGUACAUCGGAAGGACAAGAAAGACACGGAUGGCAAUGGUAGAGUGCUGUUUUUUGUUAGUUCUUUUUGUCCCCUAGGAAUCUCUAGUAUUCUUUCGUCUUCGUCGUUUUGUCCUGUCAGUUCGCAUACACCCUCACUUUCUUCGUUGUGCACAAUAUCAGUUGGAAAUGUCAGGCGGCCGACAAGCACCUCCGCAGAACACGGGCGGCGGCGGACUCGGAGACAUCCUCGGCGGACUUUUGAGCGGCGGUGGCGGCGGCGGCGGAAUGAAUCAACGGGGCGGAGGAGGACAGAAUUACGGUCAGCACUACUUUGGUUAAGUUCGGCUUUGGCAUCCAACAACCACUAAUCAACCGCAUGAGACUUGUGAUUCAACUGUUGUGAUUGUUGUUCAGGUGGUGGUGGUAGUGGCGGAGGCGGAACGAACAUUGGAAGUCUCGUCGGAUCACUCAUUGGUGGCGGCGGAAAUACUGGCAGUGGAGGCAUGUCUCGCAUGAUUAGGAUUUGAUGGGAAUGAGAGUUUUCUGCAUGAAGGGUUUGACUGCAAAUUCAAAAAAGUUUGGUGUUUGCGUACACAAACCUAUUUCAGAAAUUUUGGUUUGAGUCUGCAUACACCGAAGUGGCAAAAAGCGAUUAAUCUGGUUUUAAAAUUUGACGGAAAUUUUAACGUUUCGUCAAUUCGCGGCAAAGCUGGAGGUUGUAGAUUUUCUUUCAAAAGUUUGGAGUUGAAUACUUUAUACCAAGAAAAACCUGAAGUUUGUCUUAACCUCGUUUUUCCAUUCUAUUCUAACGAGUCCCCCGAUUCCGAUCUUUCGUCGACUGCAACAGUUCUAUUUUAGGCGGCGGCGGCAACUACCAGGGCGGCGGCGGCAACUACCAAGGUGGCGGAGGCAAUUCCGGAGGCGGAGGUGGCUUCAACUUGAACGACAUUGGUGGAAUCAUCAAUAGCAUCAGCGGAGGCGGGGGCGGCGGAGGCCAACGUCAGGGAGGAGGUGGAGGCACCGACUUCGGAAGCAUCCUCGGCGGCAUCGGAUCGCUGAUCGGCGGCGGCGGUGGCGGACAGUACAACGGCGGCGGUGGAAACGUGAAUCCGAACAAUCUGAACGGAGGAAUGGUCGGAAUCAUCGGAAACCUGAUCGGAGAGGCCGCUCAUCGAUUCCUGGGAGUCGAUCCGAGCACCGGAAGAAUCAUCGGAGCAGUCGCCGGAAAUGUGAUCAUGGGAUUGGGCGGAAAGGACAACUCGCUGGGAAACAUCGGAAAGGUCAUUCUCGACAAUAUCAUCUCCGGCAAGUUCCGCAGAGAUGUCGAUCCGUUCGUGCGUCCGGGACCGGAUCCGGCGAGAGGCGGCGGCGGAGGCAGCGGCCCCAGCCCGAUCGCGCCGAGACCCACCACCGAGCCGCAGGACUUCUACGAGCUCAGAGACCAGUGCCUCGCGAGCAAGCGGCUCUUCGAAGAUCCGCAGUUCCUCGCCAACGACAGCUCGCUGUUCUUCUCGAAACGCCCGCCAAAGCGUGUCGAGUGGCUGCGCCCCGGAGAAAUCACCCGCGAGCCGCAGCUCAUCACCGAAGGACACUCGCGAUUCGAUGUCAUUCAGGUAAGCCCCUCUUAGUCGGUAUCAUCUCGCUUCUAAUUCACUUCUAAUCAACAGGGAGAACUCGGAGACUGCUGGCUGCUGGCCGCCGCUGCGAAUCUGACUCUGAAGGACGAGCUGUUCUACCGUGUCGUGCCGCCAGAUCAGUCGUUCACCGAGAACUACGCCGGCAUCUUCCACUUCCAAUUCUGGCAAUACGGAAAAUGGGUGGACGUCGUGAUCGACGACCGUCUGCCGACGAGCAACGGCGAAUUGCUGUACAUGCACUCGGCGAGCAACAACGAGUUCUGGAGUGCUCUUCUCGAGAAGGCCUACGCAAAGUUAGUACAUUUUUCGCUAGAAAUGUCUUUCAAUAGAUCCUGAUGCUCUCGUUCCAGACUUUUCGGCUCGUACGAAGCGCUGAAGGGCGGUACGACGUCGGAAGCGCUCGAAGACAUGACGGGCGGUCUGACCGAGUUCAUCGACCUCAACAAUCCGCCGCGCAACCUGAUGCAAAUGAUGAUGCGCGGCUUCGAAAUGGGCUCCCUCUUCGGCUGCUCGAUCGAGGCGGAUCCGAAUGUGUGGGAGGCGAAAAUGUCGAACGGACUGGUGAAAGGACACGCCUACUCGAUCACGGGCUGCCGAAUUGUGGAGGGACCGAACGGACAGACGUGCAUUCUGCGCAUCCGCAAUCCGUGGGGCAACGAGCAGGAGUGGAACGGCGCGUGGUCGGACAACUCGCGCGAGUGGCGCAACGUUCCCGACUCGGUCAAACAGGACAUGGGACUCAAGUUCGACCACGACGGAGAGUUCUGGAUGUCGUUCGAGGACUACAUGCGCAACUUUGAGAAGAUGGAAAUCUGCAAUCUCGGACCCGACGUCAUGGACGAGGUGUACCAAAUGACGGGAGUCAAGGCCGCCGGAAUGGUUUGGGCCGCCAACACGCACGACGGAGCAUGGAUUCGCAACCAGACCGCCGGCGGAUGCAGAAAUUAUAUCAGUGAGUAGUUUUUUGUUCAUAUUCCAGAAUUACAAGCGAGAGAUCCGAACGAAAGACGAUUUUCUGAUUAUGAUUGCGCAUCGCGCCUUGUUUAACAAAGCUUCUCUAAAAUUGCCGGAAAAUAUUUCACUAAAUUGUUCGAGAAUUACCAAAAAUUACCACAAAAAUCGUUUUCCAGACACGUUCGCCAACAACCCGCAAUUCCGUGUCCAACUGACCGAUUCGGAUCCGGACGACGACGACGAACUGUGCACUGUCAUUUUUGCGGUCAUGCAGAAAUACAGGUACACUUUUUGAGGCUACAUCACAUUUUCGAAUCUUUUUAUUCAGACGUAAUUUGAAGCAAGACGGACUGGACAACGUGCCUAUCGGAUUCGCCGUUUAUGACGUGAGAAAUCAGAGAUUUUAGGAUCUGAUAUGCCUAUUUUUAAAAAUUGCCGCGUACCGGUGACCGUCAAGGGUCCAUGCCAAUUUUUAAAAAUUGUCCUACAUUUGGCUUUUUUUGAAUGGCGGUUAAAAACAGAAGUAUAAGCUCUAUCUAAUGACAUAAUAAUCUGACCAACUAAAAAAAUUUUUGAAGCCCCAUGAUUAUAAUGGAAAAUGCAUAUUUCUUCAAAACUCUGUUUAUUCGAUUUUUGAGUUGCUUCGGUUGUGGAGAGUCAUCAAAUGUGUAAAAAUCAUCAUGAAACCUCGUUUGACCCAGAUAAUCGACAAAAAAAAACCCAAAAAGAUUUUAUGGCAUCAUUCCCUAGUUAGAUAAGUAAUUAGACAGUUAAUUUUUCAGGUGAACAAUGUAAGUACAACGUGAAAAUGCCGGUAAAAUUGUGCUGUUUUCCACUAGAAAGCUCAUCCGCUUUUUUUCUUAGUUUUCAAUGUUUUCACAUGUGUGCCGUAUUUCAUUUCGUAUAUUUUUAUAGACUGAAAAACUGUGACGUCACUCUAACCACAACGUGUCUAGAGCUUGAUUUCUGACUCUUUUCCCCCCAAUGAUUUUGAUAUUUUUAGGCCGGAAGAAAUAGCGGACGCCUCAGCAAACAGUUCUUCGCCGCCAACAAGUCGACGAUGCGAUCCGCCGCGUUCAUCAAUCUCAGAGAGGUAUUCUAUAUUCGUAGACUGCAUUUCCACUUUUCCCAAUUAUUUGUCAAUAACGAAAAGCUUUACGCUGCCUAAAUCCCACAAUAUUUUACGCCCAUCUCUAGCCACGAAAGAGUAUGUGUGAAAUUGCAGAUGACGGGUCGAUUCCGCGUGCCGCCCGGCAACUACGUCAUCGUUCCGUCGACUUUCGAGCCGAACGAGGAGGCCGAAUUCAUGCUGCGCGUCUACACGAACGGAUUCAUCGAGUCGGAGUGAGUUAAUCGACAGAUUCGACCGAAUGUCAAAAUUUAUGUUUUGCAGGGAACUCUGA
Molecule: messenger RNA, 4710 nt
Organism: Caenorhabditis sp. 36 PRJEB53466
Lineage: Eukaryota; Metazoa; Nematoda; Chromadorea; Rhabditida; Rhabditidae
Source: the annotation of a GenBank genome assembly